AUGGGGAGCAUAACCAUUAACAUUUAUGAUAAAGAUCAAACUUUGGAUUCACAGGAGUGUUUGGAAAGAUAUUUUGAAAUUUUAGAAAAUAUUCAAGGUAGUAUUGCUGAAUUUGAAAGAAAGGAAUAUGCAGACUUCAACAAGGAUUGGGAAGAAUUAAUUAAAUAUAUAAAUGAACAAAAAAAAAAAUUAAAGAUAUGCUACGAUAGAAAUUUGUUAGAAAUUCACUUAAAUAGUGAUGCCGAUAUAAGCGGUUUUUAUCGAAAAUGUAAUGCAAAUCCUAAAUGUCUUAAUUACAUCUCACCACAAGAUAAAAAACUUACUGAAUUAAAAGAUGAUACAGAAACAUCAUGCGAAGGUCGCAACUGUGGAAAAAAAGUAAAAGCAGCAAAAGGAAAAACGGGUGUAAAAACACCACAACUGAAUGAAAAAGGCUCUGUAAUGAAAACUUUAGAAACACAGAAAUCACAAGGUCAAGGUGAAAACCAUGUCGAUGGAAAAGAACCAAGGCAGGAACAAGUAAUUUCACAGGAUCAUCCGCAUGUAAUAUCUCUGAGACCUUCUGUUGAGCCUAAAAGUGACGGGUCUGAACCAAAACUUGAUCAUCAUUCUAAUCCUCACAUACCAAUAGAUAAUCCGACACAACGUUUAGGUAUCGCCCCGCAACCGACACAUCGUGCACUAGAUAGUAAUCCAAGCGAUUCUUCUCUACAAAAUAGCUCUGAAGGAGAUUCUCCUUCAAUUGGUACAUCUCAAGGAAAAACUCCAGAAACAGUUGCUUCUCAAAGAGAUACACGUAAUAGUCAAACCCUAAAUGAUAAUGCGCAUGGUAAGCAAGCCGUUGGAAGUCAAACCUAUGAAGAACAUACCUCUGUUGAUAAAGAUGCUGUUGUGGCUUCUGCCACAGAAAAUCGUGAUGUGGGAACUUCUAUUAGUGGAAAUCCUGGUCAUAGAAAUCCCCCUCCUAUAGUUACUGAUGGAGCAGUUGAUGGCAGUAUAUCCCUUCCUUCUGUAGGUGCUACUGGCAUAAAGGGUACUACUGAAUUAUCUGGCCAUGCAAUUUAUAGUGUUGAAUGUACUACUGGAAGUGCUCUGCCAGGUGAAGUUGAUACCACUAAAGCUGCUGGAAAUUCACCCACUGACAGUAAAGCUGCUGAUGAAGUUUUGGGUGUUGAAGCUAAACAGGAUAAGGUCCCAUGUAGUGAAAAUCCUUGUAACAAUGACUCUCAUCAGGUAUUUUCUGUUGGAACAUCUUGCAGUGAGGCUCUUUCAAAUUGUCAGAAAAUACAGGGUAAUCGAGAUUCUUCUGCUAGUGUAUCUAAUUCUGCGGAAUUACAGAUGGACAAUUCUACACAAAGUAAACCGCACACUGAACAAGAAGCAUCUGAUCAAGGAAAUGAAUUACAAAAAGAAAAGACACGAACAGAUAGAGAAUCCAAUCAAGAAGUUCACUCAGGUAAGGAACAUCGUUCAAACAUGCAACAAUCACAAACUCAGGGAGGUCAUGAAGGCUCAACAGAAGGUUUACAUCAUGUAAAUCAUGAAACAUCUGAAGGAGGUAAACAAUAUUUACAGGAUAAACAUCCUCAACCAACUACAUGUGUACCUACUAGUACAAUUAAUGAUGGUGAAACUUUAGUAAGUUCACAAAGUAAUCGAAGUGGAGCAGGGGCUACAGGUGAAGCAGUUACCACUGGAAGUGGUAAUGUACUGGAUAUAUUUAAUAGGUUAUUUAGUAAUGUACCAUAUAAAGAAUACAUCAUGAUGGCUUUAGUACCCUUAGCAAUUAUUCUCUUACUAACUUUCCUCAUUAAGUUCACCCCUUUGGGGACAUUUUUCACAAAAAAAAAGAAGAAGGAACAAAAAAAGAUGAAUGAAAAAUUACAAAGGGUACUUUCAGAAUAUCCAGCGCAAAUGAAUGAAAGAAAUAUUCCAUUUUCGUAUAGCCCUUUUGCAUAUUCAACACAAUGAUCAAUAUGAAUAAUAAAAAAUUGAUCAUUUAUGUUCUCCUUUAAGAAAUAAAUAAAAUAUAAACUACUCUUUUUUGUAGUAAUUUAUUUUUAGUUGUUUUUUUGUUAAAUUGGCGUAUCAUCGUUUGCAUGAUAUCGUUAAGAAUUUACAAUUAUAAAAAAAUUUUGUGCAAAUUUAAUUUUCCAUGUGCUAGCUAAUAUACACAAUAAACGCUAGUGCAUUUAUUCAUGAGCACAUAAAUUUUGCAUAUUUUACGAAAUUGUAUUAAUCUCUUUAACAGUGAAAUGUUUUUUUUUUGUACAUUUAUUUAUAUAUAAUUUAAACGAAAUGUCUAUAUGUUAUUAUCACUUAUAGUUCUUUCUUUUUUUGUCAAAAAUGAAGAUAAUAACAUUUUUUACGUAUAUGUGAACACUGUUAUGUCUUCUUUUUCUAAAACUGAAUUAAAACAUUUUAUUAAAUUAUUGUUAUAAUAACCUUUAG
Molecule: messenger RNA, 2451 nt
Organism: Plasmodium vivax (malaria parasite P. vivax)
Lineage: Eukaryota; Apicomplexa; Aconoidasida; Haemosporida; Plasmodiidae
Product: variable surface protein Vir18-related
Exons: 4
Coding region: 1-1971 (656 amino acids)
Source: RefSeq, a predicted model, not a curated record